GCAUGCGACGAUUGGCAAGUGACCAACGUACAUGCAGAAUGCUCAGUGUGACUGUGCCUUUGAUAAACGUGACUGUAUCGCGCAGCUGUAAGGUUACGUCGAGUAGACUCUUCAGGUCAUCCCGUCGUCCAGGGCUCUUCCUUCCUUGCAAGACAAAACAUGACAAAACGCUCUUGCGUAGAUACCCAUUGAUUUGACAGUCGAUAUUCCAAAUGCAGACCAUUGAAGAGCCUAAAUCUGCUUUGGCUCGUUCGAAAACUCGCUCCGAGCUACCCAACAGUGUACGAUGGCAGAUUAUCGGCGCUCACAAGAUGGGGGCUAGCUCUCGUCGCAUCAGUCAGGAAUUUGGUAUUUCCAAGAGUACCAUCUUGGCAACCAUCCAGAGGUACAAAGAGACAGGAACUGCCGCUCCAAAAAAGCGAAUUGGCCGCCCAAAGAAAUCGGCAUGCUCUGUUCCUGAAGCGUCAGUCGACCCGGCGCUUGUGGAGAAGGCAAUAAACGUUGAAGGUGUAGGCUCAAACAAAUGAUGCAGAACACUAAAUUGUACAUAAUUGAGUCUGGUACUCAAGUCCUCUACGGCGUCUAUUUGGACGAGGGGAAGAGUGGUCUUUUUGUUCAGGUCGCUCUUGAAGGAGAGGAAGCAAUUCAUUUUUGGUUCUGGUCUUUCAGUACUCAAAAGUACGGCAGUAGUUAUGGGAAACAUUGCAACAUGUAGCAAGAGUGUGAAUUUCAUUGUGAAUACGCACAGACCACAGACUUGAUUCCUUGUUGCGAGGUAGUCAUCGUCCCAUAUGGUCUUUAUCACAGCUCGCCGGUCGGUCGUGAAAGACAAGAGCUCUAGGUAAUAGCAAGAAUGGCAGGAAAUGGACAUGAACAAACUAAAGUGAUGUAUGCCAUGUUACAAAAUGCCAAACAGGACCUCAUCUAAAGAUUGCUACCCAUCAUACGUUACUCCUCGACGGGGCCGUGCGGCUCGACCUCAUAUAUAGCAAACUUAUUCCCUUCAGUAUCCCUCAAC
Messenger RNA from Spizellomyces punctatus DAOM BR117, 1018 nucleotides. RefSeq lists its product as uncharacterized. The coding region runs from base 213 to 527 and encodes 104 amino acids. The record is from RefSeq and is a predicted model, not a curated record. Lineage: Eukaryota; Fungi; Chytridiomycota; Chytridiomycetes; Spizellomycetales; Spizellomycetaceae. The transcript has a single exon.